Prunus armeniaca (apricot) is the source of this 288-nucleotide messenger RNA. Lineage: Eukaryota; Viridiplantae; Streptophyta; Magnoliopsida; Rosales; Rosaceae. The record is from the annotation of a GenBank genome assembly.
AUGACCGGGCCGCCGUCCUCUUCCUACCCCGGCCAGGUCCCGCCGCCAGCCGCCGUGAUUUCGCCGGAAAACGAGGAGAAAAGCUCCGGUUUUGACAGAAACUUCGCCGGCUUCGUUCUCCGUCGUCCGGCCACCCGAUUCUGGCAAAUGAGGGGAGAUUCCGGCCACUUCCGGUCAGUUUUACCUAGGGUAGGAGUCUUGAGCCGUGAUUUGUGGUUUUCCGGCGAUGGGUAUCGCUUUGGACACCCACGCGCUGCCAGCGCGUGUGGCGGCGCGUGGGCACUGUAG